Messenger RNA from Phytophthora sojae, 462 nucleotides. RefSeq lists its product as hypothetical. The coding region runs from base 1 to 462 and encodes 153 amino acids. The record is from RefSeq and is a predicted model, not a curated record. The transcript has a single exon. Lineage: Eukaryota; Oomycota; Peronosporomycetes; Peronosporales; Peronosporaceae.
AUGCGACCAAGCUACGCCUUCAUGAUCAUAGUUACUGCUCUCUUUGGAAGCGCCGAAACUGCCGAGGCGGUGACCAAGCCGACCAAGCUCUCUCAAGCGGCCACUGCGGAUCUUAUCCAGCCCGAUGGCGUGAUGGUGAAUGCUCUCCCAAGCAAGCGGCGCCAUAGAACUGCCAAGGGUGUGGAGCUGAACCAAGAGGUCGAGGAGGAAAGAAUCCUCGAGAGGCUGAAGACCUUUCUGCUGCAGAGCUUCGUGAAAAAAAUGCAGGGGGGGGGGGGUCAUCUCCCUGGUAGCUACGUGGAAAAAUUGCUGAACAGCGAGGUGGCUCGCACAAAUGCUUUUAAGGACAUGGCUAAGCAGGGCACGACGGUGGAACAAUUUGGUGCGCUGCUGAACCUUCAGAAGGCGAACCGUCAGCGGUUGAAGGAUCUGUAUGCGGAUUAUCUAGUCAGAAACCCGUAG